UUCGUUCGUCAGUUUAGCUUGCAAAGGCGGGUGGUGUUGUCGUUUUGUGUCCGCCGCACAUGCGCGCACAGCUGUGAGGUGGCUGAAUGAAAAUUGACAGAUCACUUAAAUAAUUAAGCUUAAUUUUAUAUAAUAAAAUUAAUACACAACGUUAAAUUAAACUUGGCAUUUUUAUUCAAAAGUGCAUCAAGUAUCGACGCAAAAAGUUCGAAGUGUACACACAAUAGAUGAGAAAAAAAUCGAUUUAAAAACGACUUGAAUGUAUUUUUCGUGGGUUUUCUUGCAGUGAAGCAGCUUUUUGUUAGUUUUGCAACAAGUGCGGGCCCCGCUAGCCGUGUCGGUGCGUCGAGAACUGGUUUUAGAAGACCGUUGGGUUUUUUGUGUUUACGUAUAGGUAUAUUUUGCCAGUGAUUGUGCCGUUUGUGAUGCUGCAAUUGGUUGCACGUACUCCUCGGUGAGCCGUCAUCAGUGCCCGACGGUGGUUUGCGGAGAGGAUACCGGGUUACAGACAAACCACACUCAUCACCAAAGACGUAAGCUCUGUAGAGCUGCAGCGAGGUGCGCGUGCGCAAAUGAUGAGCGCGGCCGAGACGCGCGAGCCCUUCACCCGGCGGCCCCGGCGACAUGGCGGCGCUCUCCUGCUACCAGCCCUGCAGGCCGCAUCUGGCGCAGCCUGCUAGAUAUUCCAGGUGUCUAGACGAAGAGGACAACCACACUACGCUGCAACUCCGCCGGCAGCAGUUCAUAGAGCGAUGCCACGAGUCGCGCGGCGUGCGGCGGGACGCGAUCCCUGAAGUGAUACCGGUGUCAGUGAAGCGCACCAGGGAGGAGCUGGCCAAACAUGCGUCACAAACCGUGCCGCUGACGCGCCGGCUCAACGUCGAGUCGGGCUGGUCGAAGGUCGAGGAGGUGCGGAAGAAGUUUGAGGGUGCGGCCACCUCGGCGUCGUAUUCGCGCUCGUUUGAAUCUCCUCCCAGGCGCAGGCUAGCAGACUCAUUAUUCGCGAGCUUCAAACUACCCCGCAAGAAGGACGGCAUGGCGGCGCCGCGGUCGCUGCUCCCCCAGCCGCAGCAGAAGCGCAAGUCGGCGGUGGAGCUGCUUGCCGAGACCAAGGCGUUCUACGUCAAGUCCGAGACCGUGCUGGACAGGAAGCAGGAACUGCCUUUGAGGAUGAGUAGUGGACUGGGCCAGGCGAUCGCCGCCGGUGGUUGCCAUCUCAUCAGCUCAGGAGCCCUCAACAAUGACGCAUGUUGUAAUCCCUACGCGACCACCAGGAGUGCGAGCAGCGCGCGGCGGGCGGUGAGCGCGGGCGAGGGCCUGCAGAACACGCUGCGGCGGCUGCUCGACCACUCUGACAGCAGGGAGAACGUCUACUCGCCAGCUUUUGGCACGCCGCACAAAAUCUACGCCGAGUCGCGUCGCAUAAAAGACUCGUACGACCGUGAUGUUCCGCGCACUCAACACAACUCCGGGAACUUUACUGGAACGUUCUCGGGCACGUCAUCCUCGGGAACAUCAGGCUCGAAGGCGCAGAAAUCCGACCCGGACAGGGACAAGCUGAACCGGCCGCUCAGCUUCGGUGACGCGAGGGUGUUCUUCCCGGAGUCGUUCGUGAUACCACGACAGCGGCCCGCUGAAGUGGUUAUUAAGAAUGCUUAUUCUAUACCGAGUUCCCAUUCGAGCCCCGAGCACAUAGAGUUGCCGGAGCCGGUGCUGAGCGGGUCGGGCUCGCCGGCAGAGCAGAUGGCCGCCAUCAGCCCGCCCGCGCAGUAUGCACAUUCGGCGCCACGGUACACCAGGUCGAAUUCGCACUCGCAGCCGAGCAUGCGCGAGGACGACAGUUGUACCAACAUCAACAGUCACAAAUCUCUACCAGAUCUCCACACGCAAGCGCGCUGCUACACCGAACAUAUGCCGGAGGGCCGCACGGACACGAUAGGCAGGUCGCCGCGCCGCCGCCGAUACUCCAGCCAUCAGCGGACCGCCUCCUGCUCCUCCAAGGGAACCAGAUCAAAUCACUCUUCUCUAAUAUCGUCGUGUGAAGCUUUCUCGGAGCAUCCUUCACCUGGCGAGGACAACUAUCAGUCGUACAACAGUCGCUGCGGCUCGUCGUUCGCGCGCGACUCGGGCGGCUCGUCGGGGCACUACACGCAGCGCAGCGCGCCGCCGCACGCGCACCCGCACCGCACCGACUCCGGCUCCUCCACGCAGCACGAACACGCCAGCCGCUACAACUCGUACUACACGGAUUACGGCGGCGGCGAGGUGGAGUGCUACGUAUCGGCGCCGCCGCAGUUCCAAGACGGCGCCGAGCUGCUGCCGCCUGCGCCCGCGCAUCAUCCCCACCACCCCCACCACUACCCGCCGCAGCCUCGCGUCGGGAUACACUUCCAGGCGAGCGCCCCUCCCCCGCAGUUCCAGGACGAACCGCCAGUGUACGACUAUGGUGACUACGACUGCUCGUACAAGCCGCCCAUCAAGUGCCUCAACGUCGGCCGCAAGGAGUACACCAACACCAGGGAGUAUACCAGAUAUCACGAACCAAACACGGAGCUGAUCAACAAACAGCCGCAGUACCAGGAGAUCCGUAUGCGCCCGCGCAUCGACGACAAACAGGAGUACGUCAAUGCUUCACAGAUAUGUCAGGCGGAGGAGGUGACGUCACCGCUCGGCACGUUCAAACGCCAGCGAUGCCUCCGCUACAAGCAGCGCCGACCGAGGCCCAUACUGCGCUCCAAGUCCGACAUCUCGGAUAGAUACAGACGCACGGAGGGGCGCAGUCCCGCGUCGGCGCCGUGCGAGGACGAGUCGCCGAGCCCCGGCGAGGAGUCCGCGCGCCUGCACCAGUUCUUCGAGCGGCUCGGCCUGGAACCGAGGCAGUACGAUGCUCUCAUACGGGACGCACCGCCCGACAGUCCGGUGUUCUUCUCUUCUGCGUCCACUGUCGACUCCAAUCAGCUGGCGGCUGCUGCUGAUUACACGGUGCAAGGUCCCGGCGUGCAGAAGCAGAUCUACCGCAACACAGAACCUCCCAGCGUGGUGGAGCGCAACGCCCGCAUCAUCAAGUGGCUGUGCCAGUGUCGCAAGACGCAGAUGCAGCCGCCGCAGUGAAUGUAAACACCCCGCGUUACACAGUACAGUAAGGUUACAGUUAACGCGGUUUCGUUAUACGCGGAAUUUGGUACACGCGGUUUUUUGUUUGUCGAUCUUUGCUGUUUCUAUAAUACGCCAAUGUAAAGGCGUACUGAAAGCUAACGCGACACAGAACCUCUGAGCAUGGUGGAGUGCAACACUUGCGACAUCAAUUACUGGCUGUUAUUGUCGAAAGACGCGGAUGCAACCGCCAAAGUGAAUCACUUACAAGGCCUCGAUUAACGCGGUUUCGAUAUACGCGAUUUUGACGGUUUCAUUAUGAGGGAUGUACGCGAUAUAUUAUUAUUUAUUACUUUCCAUCUCUUAGUUAUUCUGCCUUAUCUGAGAAGUGAAUAUUUAACUUUCCCUAUCUAUAUUUCAAGUACUAAGUUACUUAGUUGUAAUUUAUCCCUAACUUACAUAACAGUCAUGCCCUUUCAUAAUAUUAAUAUACAGAAUCGUUACCCAAAAGUCUUUUUUUUCGCGAUAUAUACAUUCAUUCAUUCACACUAAUAACAACCGCGUUAAACGAGGCAUUACCAUUUAUAUAAAGACAUAUUAUUCUUUAGCAUUCAUAUUUUGCUAAAUAGGAUGUAAUAAAUUAAACAACAUAUAACAGUUGACUGACAAUAUCCUUGUUAUAACAAUAUUUUAUUUGAAACAAACCUGGCCUUAAAGAUGGUAUUUCAUAAUAAAUUCGAUUGAAAACAAUGAUCUCAAUAAUCAAAAUAAUAAUCGUCUAUGUUUUUUUGUACGGGCAAGUCAAUAUAAACCCACAGCAGUUGAUGGUAAAUGGAGUGGGCACAAUAGAAUGUCGAACGAGAGAUGAAUACGAUUUGAAAGUACACAAUUUGAUAGAACUACCCUCUUUUCAUUUCUGCCUCCGCAACUUUUUAACCGUCUUUUUAAGCGAGAGGAAGAGAAGUCAUCCGCCUGAUCAGAGGCUAAAGGAGUAAUAUGGGAUUUAAAACGAUAAGCUAUAACCAUUGAGUAAUAGAUGCCGCAUUGUGAAGGAGUAGGAUAUUGAAGGUCCGGUUCGAAGGACCAAUAAAUUUCAAACACCCAUUAUGAAAUGUAAAAUUUGAAGGGAGUGUGGUUUUCGAAAAUUUCUGAUUGCCGUCGACCGACUACCUCUAGAGAUCGAAAAUUACGGAAGUUCAUCACUUAAAGUAAAAGUGUUUAAGAAAAUAAUGGGGUGACCAUAAAUAUUGGCACAAGGAGAAAUGUGAGGAAUUUUUUAUCUUUAAAAAUGGCAUUACAAUGCGGUGUCUAUUCAAAAUAAUAAUAUCGAUGUAAAUGUUAAGAUAUUAACAUCUCCAAACGUGAUAUUCUGACGAAGAAAAAUGCUUCCAAUAUAUACAACGCCAACUAACCCACUGUAGAAAGUAUAAAGGGAGAACCAAAAUUUUGCUCAGAUAUCAGUGCUAGAUCACUGGUGUAAGCUCAAUGCUAGAUAAAAACAUGGUGGUUAAACUAGGUGGCACGAGAUAUUAAUAAUAGUACGUUGUGGAUUAUGAAGCAUUCGUCAAUUUAUUGUUAUGGUGCAAAGUAUAUAACAAAAAUAUAUCUCGAUAAUAGGGUACCGGACUCAUUUUUGUUCUUUACUAUUAUCAAAUAUUUACAUAAUAUAAAUUAUAACACAGAAGGAAUUAUUAAAAUCCGGUAAGAAAUCAACAAGUUAUAAGUCAUUGAAUUUCGGCGGAAGGGGUAAUUAACAAGAAACAGAAAAGACACGAAAUACCCACAUGUGACGUCAUCGGGAACUACGACACGUGCGAAAGAAAAAGUCGAAGCGGUAUCCCCACAUCGCGCCCACUUCUGCACAUUACAAUAUUUUAAAUAUGAAUUACUCGCUCAUUUUUUAACCAAUUUUUAUGCAGUUUUCGCAGGAGUGCUUCUUUUUCAUAUUAUUAACAAUUGCAUAUAGAAUAAUGUACUAAAUCAAGCAUAGGCCGGUCCCCUAUUGGACGUGACCCUCUCAGUAGGCCGUUCCCAGCAUUGGUAUAGUAUAUCCAGGCCUACAUUAUAAUCAUAGCCGCCGGUUAGGUGCAAGUGGGUGCACGCGCACCCCCCUGUCCAGAAAUAAGUCACAAAAAAUAUAAUUCACUGAAUAAAUCUGCAACAAUGGGAAUUAUCGCCCACAGAGGUUUUUUUAUGAUAAAGCAUUUUCAAAAAUCCGCACGAUUUGAAUUUGAAAAAAAAAAAUUUGUAGUAUAGAGCGUAGGUGUAGAUGCACCUCUCUAAAGCUAACAUUGAGCGCGCCCAUGAUUAUAACAUCAGAUAUAUAUGACCUUCUAGAUAGCAACAACUUCACGCCUUAUGUAAAUCGCCGAGGGUAAUACACCCUACUUGCUACUUUUAACAAAAACGUGUUUUAAAAUAGCAUUUCUGUAUAACGAAUACUCGUGCCACUAUGAUUUUUAACUAAACGUUAUCGAUGAUAAUAAUGAGGUGAGAUUCGUUAGAGAGAUCGAUUGGUAGAAAAUUUGGAGAUAAUAAUGCUGUGAGUUUUUUACGUUUUAAAAUAACGAAUCUAUUCGUUCGUUGCGUGUUUAAAAAUAACUGAUUUAUGCUAGUGUCAACUAAUCACUCUGCUAUAAUUUGACCGGACUUUCAGUAUAAUCAAAUGCAUUUUUCGUUUUAUUAUUUCAAUAAGGAAUUUGGAUAAAAUUAGUUCCUCAGUUAUCCACUAGAGGCGCUGAAUUCAUACAUUUCUCAAAUGACGUUUAAAACUCAUGGUAAUCUCUGUUCAUUAGUAAAUACGAUUUUUAUUAUAAAGGUAAAUUAAUGUACCCAAAUAACUAUAAAGUAGUUAAUAUGGUUAUACUUGUGCUUAUCGGGAUGUUUGUGGCCUAAUUGUUAUUUAUUUAUGGAAAUAACAAUCAUUAUUCCAGUGGUUUGGGAAUAUGAUUGUAUAUCGGCGUAAAAUCACGUCUAACUAAAGAUUGAUUUGUAUCGUGACGAGUUAAACCGUCUCGAUGUAAAAUAUGACGAAUAAUUACGUCGUGUUUGCCAAAAAACAAAAAUGUUGAUUUCGUUUACAAAUUAUCAAUUUUUUAUAUUGCCAGAACUAUGUUAUGUGAACUGUAUUGUUUAGUUUAACAUCAGUUGAAGAACAUUGUUUGUCGACGUUCGACGCGAGUUUUAAAAUUGUAAAAUUAUAGAUAAGGUAUUUUCGUCUCAAAAACUAUGUACAAUUCGCGAGCUUAGAAUUAGAACGAUCAAAAUUAUUUUCGAAUCGAAAUAAUUAUAUUAAUAACUUCCGAUGAUUUCUACUGAUAAUGUUUAAUGAAAUGUUAAUUUUGUGUCAAAGUAAUUGAAUUAAAAACAUUGACUACAAUAUUAAAAUUCCGAAAAUUUAUAUGUAUACAUAUAUACUGAUGAACUAUGUAACUUUAAGGCACUUAAACCCGUUGGUCCUGCGCCUGAUCUCUCUCCGCUCAUGUCGGAUUGCCGUCUCAUCGGACUAUGAGAGUGAAGGAACAGAGAGUGCACCUGUGUAUUGCGCACACACUUGUGCACUAUAAUAUCUCCUGCGUACUUGGCCUCCGUUGAUAUUGGCCGCCGUGGCCGAAACUCGACUAGGAAGGAAUCAAGUUAAAGGUUGUAAUAAUUUGUACAUUAUUUCGAAUAUUUAUAUGAAUUAUAUCACAGAAAUCCAAGUUAAUUGAUCAGUCAGUAUUACUGAUCAAAAUUAUUGAAAUAUAAUUAUCAGUAGAAACCAACGAAAAAAUAUAUAAAAUAAAUGUUCCUGUUACGGAUUUGUCAUUAUUAUUUAUAACGCUAAAUAUUUUCAUGUGUAUUUAAAAUUAUUUAUAUGAUAGUUAUAAAUAUUUAAGAUAUAAUGUGUCAUUGUGAUUCGGAAGCACAAAAGGAUCAAUUUUAGGUGAUAUUGUUUAUGUUGUGCCAAAUAUAACAUAACUGUUAUAAAUAACGUUAUAACGGUCGAUAACAGCGUUAUUUUGAAGGAAUUGGUGAAAAAGGAUUUAAUGUUAAUUCAAGGAAUUGUGGUCUAAAAAAAGGUUUUUCGGAGCCGAUAAAUAUAAUCGUAUUCUUCAAUAUAUUAUAACAACUAAUAUUCUAUAUAUCUUAGAUUUUUUAAUCAUGUUAAAGUGCUAAGUAAAUUUGAUUAUACAGGUUGAUACAUUUUAUAAGUAUAACAGUUAGCUAUAUUUUAAAAAUAAUUUUAUAUUUUUCGACUUCGAAAAAAGAACAGCUAAACUGGAAUUAAUGGCGUCGUUUAUAAAGUACAUUAAUACGAAUAUAAAGACAAUAUAAUAAACGAAAUAAUCUAUUUUAUGUCAUUAUGCAUAAUGUUUAACCGUAACACGUACGCAACAAUGUAUUCAUUAAAUGUAAAUAGCAGUCAAGUUUAAUCUCAGUUAUUAUUAGAAUAGAAACAGUUGUUAGUAUAGUUCUCUUAACUAUAGUUAAAGUUUCAGCUUUGGAAAGUGUUCAUACAUUUUAUAAAGAUACUCCUAUUACUUUUUUAAGGCUUCUAAAUAAGCAAAGGAAGUUAAUUAUUCUGACUAAAUUUUUUCUUUUCUAUGUUUUUUAAAAUCUAAUUUACAUUCUAUCAAUAAUCGUUUCGACUGACUACAUAUAUGCAUUUAUCUUCAUAUUGUACUGAAAUUGUAUUAAAAUUGUCUAUUUAUAGUAAUAAUUGCUUUGGGUUGUUGAACAGGCCUAUGUUUCUAAAAGCAUAUAAUUUAUUCAUUCUAUAAAAUUGUUAUUCAUAUUUUUCUUGUUCUAAAAGACUGUCGUUCGUUUCUCACUUUGAUUAGAAAUUCUGUGAUAUGGUAGAAAAAUGUAUUUAAAAACAAUAUAUUUUCAAAAUGGUUUUCACUUUUGCAUUUAUUUUAUAAAUUGUGGAAAAUGUUUUGUCAAUGCUGUGUGGUAAUGAAGUUUGAUCUUUAUAGUUAUUUUUAUCUAAAACUUAUAUCAGAGUGUGUUGUAUUUUUAAUUGUGUGUGUGUGUAAGUCAGAAACAAUAAUCGGUCUAAACGCACAGCCACAUAAUUGCUCAACCUACUAAUAUUAAAUCCUCAAAUAUAUUCCAAUAAAAUAAGAUAAUCAAAAGAGCCUAAAAAUGAUUUACUAUGGAAAAAUAUUACAAGUAAAUAUUUUAUAAUUUUUAAUUUUCACGGCACUAAAAUAUUAAAGGUGGUUAAACACACCAUGUAUAUGAACAUAGAGGAACUUCGAGCUAUGGAAAGUUGGACGAUUGUGUGGAUGCGACAUUAGUGGGUAUUUGCAGGAAUGACUGAUUAGGGUUUGAAUUUUCAAUCAUCAGAUAAAAGUUAAACAAUAAUCCUUACCUUACUAGAUAUAAAGGUAAAAACAAUAAAAUAUUUUACUUCAACAAAUUUAAUUCGUUCGUGGUAUAAUUUACCGAAUAAAUAUUUUUAACCAACUUAAAAAAAAGGAGGAGGUUCUCAAAUCAACUGUAUUUUUUUUAUCUGACGAUUGAAAUUGGAUCCGUAAUGAGUUAAUUCUAUUUUAAAUAGCUUUCAGUUUUUAUAAAACCCUAUAAAUUACGUUACAUGUUCGUUGGUUUUAACACAUUUUACAAUAGUUAAGAUUUACCUCGUAUAAUAGAGUGUGUACUGUUUUAAUAAAUUUUUAACUUGUAUCGUUUCUGAAUUUAGGUGAAUGAUGUAAGACUAGUGUGACAGUAUUAGAAAGUUUUUAGCAUUCGAUGCAUUCAUUUAUUGUGUAAAUAAGAUUUACGUACAUUGUUAGAAGUUUAUCGUGAUAAAAGAAUUAUAUUGUGGUCUGAUGAUAA
Molecule: messenger RNA, 8916 nt
Organism: Manduca sexta (tobacco hornworm)
Lineage: Eukaryota; Metazoa; Arthropoda; Insecta; Lepidoptera; Sphingidae
Exons: 19
Coding region: 625-3111 (828 amino acids)
Source: RefSeq, a predicted model, not a curated record